Messenger RNA from Chroicocephalus ridibundus (black-headed gull), 8393 nucleotides. Its product is annotated as zinc finger protein 260-like. The coding region runs from base 597 to 2507 and encodes 636 amino acids. The transcript is spliced from 2 exons. The record is from RefSeq and is a predicted model, not a curated record. Lineage: Eukaryota; Metazoa; Chordata; Aves; Charadriiformes; Laridae.
AUUCCCCUCCUCUCCCUCCCCGCCCUCCCGCCAGCACCUUGGCGGUGGCGAGAAAAUCCCUCCCGGGAGCGCGAGUGGCGAGCAUCCCCCUGCCCUCCCCCGGCGCCGCCAGCCUUCGCUCUUUGUCUUUGCUCCGCUUCACCCUUCCUCCGGUAGCUCUCACUGCUCCGGCCACAGACUUCCUUUAGGUCAGCCCAGCUGCGGCUGCAGCACAACUUGCAGCCAAGUGGCAAAGACGGUUGUGCCGCUGAGGCGGCCCCGGCGGAGAGAAAUGCCAGCCGGAGAUUGAUGGUCGGCUCAGGCCGGCUAUCCGAGUCUCCAGGAAUGCCAGAUCAGAGGAGGCAGGAGGUGGAGUUACAGACAUUGCAUCUGCAAGCUGAGGUGGAAGGAGGCUGAGAAAUGAGGAAGACCGCACACUCCUUGUGGGCCCAGAGCUGGCGUACAGCAGCAGCACCCAUUCCCUUACGGGGAGCAAAGUGCAUCCAUUGCAGCACACUUUAAUGUGUGUGUCCUGAUGGUCUUUGUAUCCGCCCAGACAGUCCAUCCCCAUAACGCUGUGGCUUUUUUGUACCUGCCGGCUGCUUGGCAGCCCCACCAUGCACCACUGGGUGCAAGGCACUGCUGCCAUGAAGGACUUGGUUAAGCGCGUGGUGCUAAAGACCCACCCGUGUCAGGAGUGCGGCAAAUCCUUCAGCAAGAAGGGAAACCUGAAGAGACACCAGCGGAUCCACACGGCAGAGGAGCUCUUCACUUGCAGGGAGUGUGGGAGGCGCUUCACCACCCGGGGCCACCUUGCGACCCACCAGAGCAUCCACACAGGAGAGAGGCCCUUCUGCUGUGGGGAGUGCGGGCGCUGCUUCCGCCUGGAGAUAUGCCUGGCCGCCCACCAGAAGACACACGCUAAGGGUGGUCCCUACCUCUGUGCUCGGUGCGGCAAGAGCCUGAGCACAAAGAUCUACUUCAACAUCCACAUGCGGACCCACAGAGAGAAGAGGCCAUUCGCCUGCACCGAGUGUGGGAAAAGCUUUGUGAAGAAGGGGACGCUCACGGCCCACAAGGAGAUCCACAAGCGAGAGAAGCCCUUCAAAUGCCCUGACUGCAGCAGGUGCUUUGGACAAAGUGCCACACUGCUGGCCCACCAGAAGAUACACCUCCGCGGGGGACCUUUCAUUUGCACGGAGUGUGGGAAGAGCUUGAGCACCAAGCGGUAUUUCAACGUCCACCAGAGGAACCAUGCUAAGCAAAAGCUACUUGAGGGACGCAUCAAUGGUGUGUCUCUCCAGGUCAUCCAGAUUAAAGAGGAGCCUGAUUUUGCCUUUAUGUCAGAGGACAAUAUGUUGGAGAAUAUGUCCCGGGAAGGCAAUGUAGCCCAGGGGUGCAGCAUACCUAGAAACCCAUCUAAUCCAAAAAGCCCUCCUUGGAAAAUCCAGAUAAAGGAGCAAACAGACCCACCCACUGAUGACACAGCAAACAUUACUGCGAUAGCCUGCCAGAAACUUCACAUCAAGGAAGAGCCACCAGAAAACCCGGACUAUGGAAAGCUCUUGGAUCCAAAGAUGCCACUGAUGGGUCAGGGGAGACGGUUUAAGAAGGAAGAUGCUGAUGGGCAGUAUGAUCGGGAAGUCCCUAUAGCCAGUAACUGGGUGCUCCAUAUGAAGGAAGAACCACAGGAAAGCAUUGAAUUUGGGAUGUAUUAUGGGCAGAAGUCAAACCUCGGUGCUAUCCAGGGGAUCCAAAUUAAAGAGGAACCUGGUGUGGAGGCCAACCACCACGAGAGCCAGAGCCCAAAGAGGAAGCAGAAGAAAUGCUAUCAGCCUACCAAAGAGGAGAUGCUGGAGAACGAGGAGAAAUCUGUGUCCAAGAAAGAUCCCUCAGCAAAAGGAGCUCCCAAGGGCGGACAGAUAUUCCCCUGCCCUGAGUGCGGGAAGAGUUUCAAUCAGAAAUCAAACCUGACCAGACACAGGAAGAUUCACACGAGCGAGGGGCCGUACAAGUGCAGCGAGUGCGGGGAGAGCUUCCGCAUGAACCGCAAGCUGAUCUGCCACCAGCGAGUCCACAUGAGUGAGCCCUUCAAAUGCACCGAGUGUGGGAAGAGCUUCACCCAGCGGUCAAACCUGGUUCGGCAUCAGAGGAUUCACACCAAGGAGGAGCCCUACCAGUGCCCUGAGUGCGAGAAGACCUUCAACCAGAAGGCCAACCUGUUCCGGCACCAAACAAUCCAUGUCCGCAUGGGGCCUUGCAAGUGCACCAAGUGUGGGAAAUGCUUCCCUCAGAAGCGUCAUCUUAUUAAACACCAGCUUCUCCAUUCCCGAGGUGGGGCCUACAAGUGUGGGGUGUGUGGGAAGCGCUACCGGCUGAAAAAGUACCUGAGGAGGCAUCAGAAAAUCCACACACGGGAAGGAACUGCUCCCUGUGCAAAACAGGGGGAGGCCACAAGGACCGGCGGUGAACCCCACCACACUGAGCAGACAGCUCUGGCCACCAUGAAGAGUGAAGAGGAGAGCUGAGGGGGUCUGGUGCCUGCUUCUGGGGGAAAGUCCUUUGGGAAAGGGGAAUGAUGGAGACAAACUCUGCCGGCCUUAUGUGUGCAGUAUCUGGGGGUGGGGAGGUCAACCUGAGGGGACAGAGUAUUGAUGGAAAUUGGUCCUCUGCUGCUGUUUUCAGAGUACAACCCUCAGGGUACCACCUGCUCACAGCUAUGAGAUGGGGCUGGAGAGCCAAGCCUCCUCAGAGCACUUGGAGAUGCAGGGAUAAGAGCUUGGCAUCCUUCCUAACGGUAUGCUUGUGCCUCUGAAGCCUGCCAAAGUUGUGUAUGCCAAAAUUGUCUUCUGUGGGCAAUACGUAGCCAGGAGGACCAGGUAGGAUUUAUUUUUAUUAUAUUGCCGUGUUUCUGAGAAAAUUGAAGGGAACCACUUCCAUCUAGGCAAGGGUUAAAGCAAGGGCCAACUGUCUUCUUCCCCCUCCUGUAGCUCUGAUCCACACCUUGAUCCUACUGGGCUGACGGACUCUAGUCAACUGGGUGGUAUUGGGAUAAACUACUGCCAGCCAGACCAGGGUUUUAAGCCUUGAAUCCCCCAAAGCAGGCUCCCAGAUUGGCUUAAACCAGGUCCCUAAAAGUAAGUUAUGCAAAAUCAGUGACUGUUUUUCCAAAGCUAGCCCAGAGGCCGGCAGAUUGUAUUCUGGCUUUUGCCCCCACAACCCCACUGUGCGGACGUAAAUGAGAGUGGCUUUUCUUAGCAUGGAGUUUUACAUCUCUGAUGAGCAGGCGGCUUUGCCACCACAAGUCCCAGAGGCAUUGGUGUUUUCACCAGCUUGAGCUGACACUGGUGCUGGUUCUCAGUCACCUCCUUCCCUACCUGUCAAGCUCUUGGUGGGAUAUUGACUUUUUUUAGGGAAUUCAAACCAAGAAGCAGGAAUAGUUGAAAAAAUCUUCAGACUUUAUGGAUUAGAGAACUGGAAAAUCUUUCCUUGUUGGGAUGUUUUUCCUUCCUCUCCCUGGUGUAAAGCAGACUGUGCAGCUACUCAAAAGCAUGGACAGUUCAGCAGCCUUUAUUCUCACAGCUGAUGAUUUUGUUUGAGUGUUCCCAAGUCAGAUGGAUCUUUGUGUCUUGAAAGACCCUGGUGAAGUGGAGAUGUGGAGGGAAUCCACAAUCCCCUGAGCCACUCCCCAAGAUUUCUCUGCACCAACUGCUAUGUGGCCUCCUGGGCACUGCAGAGCAAAGACGCAUAUUAGGGUUCAUUGUGUUGCUGUAAAAUGUGGAGUACAAGAGACAAGUAGAAAAGUGUUCCAUGGUGAAAAGGUAGCUCUACCUCUUUGGCUUUGUCCAGGAAAAGACACCCUCUCGCCAUCCCUGAGACACACACCUCCUCCUUUUCCCUGGCCAUGUUGCAGAUGGAGGCAGAUGCCUCUUGGAGGCGUCUGAAAGUCUGCAGCAUGAUGUGGGGCAACUACCUGCUGUGGUGCUUCAAGCCCAGGCUGAUGGUUAUCUGUACUGCCUACUUGGAGCAGCCACUCUCCAGGCAGGGAAACUGAGGCAUGGAGGGAAGGAAGGGAACAGGGAAAAUUGUGUUUGAGCUUUGCCUUUACCAGCUACUUGGACCCCACUGGGUGGAGGUGUUUUCUUGUGAUGACUCAAGCCCAACACGGAGCACAACUGCCGAACCCCAGAAGCACAGAGUAAUUUUGGUGUUUAGACUUCCUCAGCCUUUGGUGUAAUCAGGCCCAGGAUAUGAUUCCAAACAGCAGAGCAAGCUCUGACAGCAUCUGAAGGAGCCUAUCUCUGUCUCCAUCUAUCCAAGCCCCGGCCUAUAACCUGUAGGCAAACUGGUUGAUAUGAAGCGUCCUCUCAAGUCCCUCUGACCGGGUGGAGAUUCAUUUCUGGAGCAGAAAAGACAGACGUAUAGGGGAAAACAAUAAGCUUAGGAUGUUUGAGGGCAGCCUAAGGGACGAAGCAAAACAGCCUCUGUUAGGCGCGCUGAGGGGCAGAGGUAUAGCAGAGCCCUUCAAUGAGAAAGUAAUCACCAGAUGGCUGACGGUUAUUUCCCUUUCAUUAGCCUGACGUAGGGCUGUAGAGAUUUUUACCAGUAAGGGGAACAGGAACGAGAGGUUUGCCAGUUGUAUUAUUGUGUCCCUGCACAUAAAGAGUGCAGUGAGUCAAUGUCAGUAGUUUUCCUGGACAUCACUGGGUCUCUCACCGUUGAGCACGGCCAGUGUGGAUGUCCCAGCUUCUGGGGAAAAUCAGGACUGAUAGUUUGUAAUAUCUCCUCAAUAAAAUAUUUAAAGAAAAAAAGAAACAGCGAGCCUCUUUUCUGGUUGGUUGGUUUUUUCAUGAGCUAACAGUGAGAGAACCACAGUACAUUCUGUCCAUGACGAAGCAGAUGAACAAUGCCAGGGCAAGAUGCAUACCAGUGGUAACCAAAUGGGUGUUGUUGGUGAAGAGCCCUCCAGGCUCUGCUGACUGUGUUGAGUAGGUCUCCACCGACUGGGCUGAGAGCUCACACCACCACAUACUGACCACAGGGGUCCCAUCAGUGACCCACACGUAGGUAUCGUGUGAAGCGGCCUAAGGUGUCUGCAUAGGGCUAGGACACAGGCCUAAUGGGAGGCCUUGACCUUUAUGGAUGAGCAAUUGGUGGCCAGGAAGGGCAUCUUAGGGCAUCUCAAAUGGCACCAGACACCACGGUAUGAGAAACUGAAACAAUGCCCUAAGUAUGGGUGUUUUCAUCCAUGAGCUAAACUCCACCCUCAGUGUCCCACCUGUGGCAGCACAAUGCUCAAAGCACAAAGGGAGUCUUCCUUGGGUACCACCAGGAUCUGCCUGGGACACUACACUGUGACUUCCUCAAGGCACCUCCAAAGAGAUGACUUGCAGAUAGUUCGGGCUGCUAACUCUGGUGUGUGCUGCUGAUGGUUGUGUUGGGUUUGAAUCAAGACUACAGAAUAAUCCCAGCUCCUAGACUCAAAAUGGAUUAUCUGUGGACUGAAGAAAGCCAAAUCCUUACUCCCUACCCUUCCCAGUAGCAAAAUAGCCUUCAUCUUUUUCUCCCUGUCUGAGCUGAUGCAGGCAGGACGCAGGAACAACCGUAAAACCAUGGGUGAAAGGCAAAGAACAAGUUUAAUCUCGAUACCUCACAGACCAGGGGAUCUCCAAAGCAACACCCAGGCAGAGGCACGCAAGCAGGGGCCGUGGGCACCGCGGAGCGAGAGGGAGUCCUUGUUAGCAAGAGUCCUUGGCAGCGAGAGAGUCCUUGUUAGCGAGAGCACACGCGGACUCCCUGUUCUUGCUGGUAUUUAAAGGGUUCAAACAGGCAUUGUUUUCCCACUAUGCUUUGAUCUUCUUCAACAACAGGCCAGGAUUCUCAAGCGGCUGGAUAAGGUGUCCCUGAGUCCAUCACAGACUUAUGUCAUCUAAGUGCAAGUGUUUUUCCUGCAAGCACCUGAGACUGAAUAACAAUUAGUGUGAUAUAUGUGUUUUCCAGUACCCCAGGUGCGAGUCACUUGGGCAUAUUUACAAUCCUCCUUGCCGAGCUUCCGUUGCUUUCCCACACUCCCUAAAUCCAUUAAAAGGGCUCCCAGAUAAUAAUAAAAUGCUUAGAAUGCAAAUCAUUGCCCCAUUCUCCACUGCACACAUUUUAUGCAGAAAACCACAUCUGUAAGCCUUCACUGAGCAGUCUCAGUCACCAGGUGAAAAGGGUGCCCCACAAGGUCUGAUUUUGUCUUUGGGUCUAUACAGUAAAUUCAGCGUGGUCAAGCUGAAACCAAUGGAGUUAAAUCAAAGUGAAGAAGAGACAUCCACGCUCUGAUGACUUUUAUAAAGAAAUCUUCUGGUCUUGCACACUGGGUCAGAUAGGCCUUGUCUUGAGGUAAUUGCUGUCCUAUUUCCAGCCAUGCACAUUGUUUCUGUGGAUUUCAGGAGGGAUUUGGCUGUGGGACUUUUUUUGAUCACCUCGUUGACUCGUUGACUAUCUGUGUCUAUCAUCUCAGCAUCAGUUCUGUCUCCAGCAUUCAGCAUGACAUGUCUGGAGGAGAGAUGGAGACAGGCUGUGUUGGGGAGCACUUGAGCAAGAGUGCAUAUUCCAUGCUUCGAAGGGACGAGUGGAGCAGAUUGGCGCUCAGCAUGUUCUGGUAUGGUGGGAAAGAGAGGGUCUUUGGAGCCAGAGCAAACAUCUGCUCCAACAUAAGUGCCUUGGGAUGUUUACUUGCCCUUUCAGAACGUGAUAGUUCCCAUGAGAACUUCUUCGAGAAUCCCAGGCUGCAGGGAGCCUGGUGUCACCGCAGAUGGGGACUGAGGAGAGGAGAAAGACCAGGGUGAAAACUGGGUGAGCAACAGGCCACUCAGUAUCACAUACUUCUACACACGGUUUAUGGACACUAGCAACCUCCAUGGGGAAUGAGUAUUUACUCACCACGACUACCACCUUAGCUACCUCUCAUCACAUCCAGGGCCAAAGUGAUGCAACCAGGUAGCACCACAGGGGACCAGGUUAUCAACCUGAACUGCCUGUAGCCAAGACACGCUUGGAGCCACUGUCCACAUCUCCUGACCCAAAGCACGGUUCCUUCCUUGAACGUGAUUUCUUGUGCUGGAACAAAGGAAACGUGAGAGAUCUGCCUCAAAGGACUGAAGCUUCUGACUAUUUCCCACCUGCAGAUUUUCUAAACAAGGGCAUAGAAAGACCUGUGAUCUCCUUUUCUAGGGCCAGCAUUAGCCUGAAAACGAGAGCGGCCCCUGCAACGGGGAGGGUGAGGUGGGCAGUGCAGGCCUGUAGCUCUCUGCUAAUUGCACGGGAGACGAUUACAGCCUAUUGCUGCCCUUUGCAAAAGGACUGCUGGCCCAUGGGGACAUUGCAGAGCCCUGCUGUUUACUCUGUUUUUGCACCCCAAGCUGAUUUCUGUCUUUUCUGCUUCUGUCUGGCAUCUUCCCUGGGGAGCUGCUGUUUCAAAGACACCAACCUCCUCCAAGUCACUGCAAACCGAAGGCAGAAGUAGGAGGCAGAGACGUGGAGAUCCUUCCCUGCCAAGUCACGAGAUUUUCUCCUUUUUCAUCCUCUGAAAAAUGGGAUAAAAUGCCUUGCAAGUGGAAUAAGAUACAGACUGUUCUUGUUUCUUUACGUGCGUUGGCCUCUGAGGAACAGAGCAGACUCAACAGUGAGGGUCUGACCGUAGAGAACAACUUAUGCUAGGAGGGCCACAGGGUUUUGAAGUCAUGCAAGAAUUAGCCAUCAUUGUACCUGUGCUGAAGUUCACCUGCUCUUAGACACGUCUGCAGAGCAGAAAGCCAGUCCCUGCAGGAGACCUGAGAACAGCACUGAUGGGAGCUCGCUUUGGGGAGAAAGGACUUACGAGAGGAAACUAAAUGUUGAUCUUGUGAACUACAAGCUAAGCAGCCCUAAAAAAUAGUUAUUCGUGGUCACUGCUCAUGGUGUUAGCCUAGGGCUGCAGGCAGAGGUUACCAAGACCCUUUUUGCUGCAUCGAUGAGCUGCAGUGCAUCGUGCAUAGUCAAGGGCACACACUUAUUCAGCCAACAUUGCAGGACCCAGAACUUCCCCAUCAGAGCAGAUGGGCAAAGAAGUAGAAAAACCUCACGACAAAGAAUGUGUUACUUAGAUUGAGUUAACUUAUAAUAGCUUUAACUAUCUUGGGGUAGGUUGAAGAACAGAGAGAGGAGGGGGGAACGUGAAAUAUGGAAGAGGUGGCUGUAAAGUCUCUAAUCAGAUGGCAAAAAUGGGUUGUGCAUCACAUCUACCGUGAAGGAGAGACGCAGAGCCUGGGAAACACCACAAGAACCUGGGCUUCCCUGUGGGAGAGUGUUAGAUCCAAAUCGAAUCUUACUCACAGGUUUGCCUGUUUGUAUUGUUAAUUUAUAAUCAAUGACUUCAGGCUACAAUAAAG